Molecule: messenger RNA, 3515 nt
Organism: Gymnogyps californianus (California condor)
Lineage: Eukaryota; Metazoa; Chordata; Aves; Accipitriformes; Cathartidae
Gene: TRIM59
Product: tripartite motif containing 59
Exons: 2
Coding region: 56-1279 (407 amino acids)
Biological process (GO): cilium assembly
Cellular component (GO): cilium; centrosome; intraciliary transport particle B
Molecular function (GO): zinc ion binding
Source: RefSeq, a predicted model, not a curated record
CCGGCCGUGGGGAGCGGUGCGCGGCGGAGGGAGCGGCGGAGGGAGCGCCCAGGACAUGCAUCACUUCGAGGAAGAAUUAACGUGCUCCAUUUGCUAUAGCAUAUUUGAAGAUCCACGCGUUCUGCCCUGUUCCCAUACGUUUUGUAGGAAUUGUCUGGAAGGUGUGAUUCAGCUGUCAAGCAACUUUUCCAUUUGGAGACCCCUGCGAGUUCCUCUGAAGUGUCCUAACUGUAGGAGUAUUGUUGAAAUUCCUGCUGCUGGUACUGAAUCGUUGCCUAUCAACUUUGCACUGAAAGCCAUUAUUGAAAAAUACCAGCAGGAAGAUCACUCUGAUGUUGCAACCUGCAGCGAACACUAUAGGCAACCGCUGAACGUUUACUGUCUUUUGGAUAGAAAACUGGUGUGUGGCCAUUGCCUUACAAUAGGAAAACACAACGGUCAUCCAAUAGAUGACCUCCAAAGUGCCUACAUAAAAGAAAAGGAGUCUUCUGGAAAACUUCUCGAGCAGCUAACUGAUAAACACUGGACUGAGGUAUGUUUGCUUAUUGAAAAGCUGAAAGAACAGAAGUCCCAGUGUGAAAGCAUUGUUCAGGACGAUAAAAAAGCAGUGGUACAGUAUUUUAAGAAACUUAGCGAUACCUUGGAGCACAAAAAACAAGCUCUGCUGACUGCACUGGAUGAAAUUAACGCAUGCAUUUUGGAAGAAUAUGAGCCUCUCAUUGAGAAGUUGAAAAAAAUAAGGGAAGAACAGCUUGAAUUAAUGUCACUGAAUACAUCUAUUCAAAAAGAAGAGUCCCCACUUAUUUUUCUGGAGAAGGUGGAUCAUCUGCAUCAACGUAUAAAAGCUUUGAGACAGAAGCAACUACCGGAUGUUAAACCUGUGGAGAUUUAUCCGAGGGUUGGGCACCUGUUGAAAGAUGUGUUGUCUAAAACUGAAAUCGGUCAGAUCAACAAGAUCCUCACCCCAAACAUAAAACUGAUUCCAAAAAGGAAGUUACACAGCAAAGGCAGUGGAAAUGAAGGAAGAGAAUCUAAAGAACUCCUCCAGGCUGUAAAUCCUUUAGCAGUCCUGCUUCUUUUUAUAAUAAUAGCGGUAACUGUGUUUUCAUUUCACAAACCAGUAUCAUCAGUUGUAAUUGAAGCUACUCCUGCUUAUAUCUCUGAAUUCUUGCUGCUUAUUUAUCAAGAUUUCCGCACCCAUUUGCAGAAUAUAGUGGAUGUGCUGUGCCAUACAUUUAAUUUACUGAUGGAGUUUUUAGGGAGAAUUGUUUCUCUUUGACUAUUGCAAUGAUUAGAUUAAAAGUUAGUGUAGGAAUCCACAGGAUUUUUUUUUAAUUUCUACUUAAAAGCUGGAUUGUUAAAGCUCUACACUUUUCCUUUCUAUUUCCAUAUCCUUCCUUUUUCUGUAUUGUAUAGAUUUCCUCUUGGCUAACUCUUAGUUAACUGGGAAGAUUUGCAACAAAAAGGCUUCCUCUUCCGUUCACCCAGUACGGUAGGUUGGUACGUGUUUCUUUAAACUGGAAGCUAGUCAGAAACAAUGUCUGCCUAAGAAAGCUAUGAUCAGGUUACAAAUUGUGAUCUGGAGUCCUGUUUGUAAAAACUCCUUAAACAUCUACUAUCUUUUUUUUUUUUGAUAACAUAAUUUUAAAUUAUUUUUUUAAUAAAAGCACUACAGCAUUAAAGGUUAAAAAAACCACCUCAGGCUGCAAACUGGCUAGUCCUGGGCGGGUCAGUCACUAGCUCUGGUGUAUAUAAAACUCCUGGUUUGUGUUUUACUGACCUCUCUCUGAAUGUGUUUUAACUGAUAGACCUGUGGUCUUUAAAGCAUAUGUUCAUGGCCCUGGGUUUCAUUUUGUUUGUUCCUGGUUACUAGUGGAUGACAUUCUUUCAUCUUUUUUCUUUUUUUUUCUUUUUUUAACCUGCUUAUAACAACUUUGUGUCUUUCAAAUGGGUCUCCGCUUUACAGAGCAGUAUCUGUAGGACUUCUGGUGAAAUACUGCAUACGCUUUUUUAGUGCCAGCUGUGCACAAAUCAGGUGUUUGUUUAGUCUGGCAGGGAGCUCUCACUGCUUGCUAAAAUGAGCCCUGACUUUUUUACUAAAUCAUUUAAUAUGUAGUGAAAAUAGAUACAUACUGUAAAAAGUAGCAAAACUCCCAUUGAAGUCAGUGGUAUAAGGAUUUCAAAUGUUGUCAAGAGCUCUUAAAACAACUUGACAACGAAUGUAAAUUUCUAUUCAACUUUUCAGCACAAAUAACAGAGAUCUUUACCUUGACAUAGAGGAAACAUGAUAGCAUUUUAUUCUGCAAUCAAAUGAUCACUAACACUGUUCACUGCUUUGGAUGAGAUGUCCCAGUCUAAACUGUGCUCAGGAGUGAGAUCCCCAGUGAAAGCCAUUUUUGGCCUUCAGUUAUUAACAGGCUGAUUACAGUAAGUACUGGGAGUGCAGUUACUGCAGCACUGUAAGAGCAGUUACAACAGCAGAACACAGAUGAGCUUACAAUUCAUGAAAAAACCAAAAAUGAGUAUUCACCAUGUCUAAUUGUAUUUGACUUGAUAAAAAUAAUAGCGUAUUCUAGCAUAGCAGUAUUCCUUGGCUGUUGUAUAUUUUUAAAUAAUAAAAGUUUUAAUAGUGAUUGAAUUCUGAGGCUAGCCUUUAACUACUUGGUAUUGUAAACCCUUGUGCAAACCAGAACUUGCCCGUUGCUACCACCAGGCACUAGUGGGGUCCUGCAAAAUACCGGUUGCUGCCAGACUUCAGUGAGAGCUGAGAGCAAAGUCAGUCCUCAGAUGCGAUGCCGAUACAUUCCUUAAGCCUAACUAAAGAUCCUAAUAACAAUAUUGAUACCCUAAUAUUGCUGUAUUGAUAAAACACUGAGUCUAGCCCAGCAGCUACUGUGCAGCUCCCUUCUCUGCAGCUCGGUGGGUUUGGCUGUUUAGGUUUGGCUGUUUAGGUUUGGCUGUUUAGGUUUGACUGAGGUAGGAGCCAGCAGCGCUUCAGAGGAGCGGGCCUUUGCCUGUGUGGUAGGAGCGGUUUCUAUGAUUUGUACUUAAGUUUUCUGUAAUCUUUUAGAGUUACAAAGGCAAAUCCCAUUAAUACCACGGGUCAGGUUUUGAAACGGUGUUUAGGUGUAUCCUGGGACUGCGUAAAUGCUGUCGUAUUAAUUUCCCAAGAAAACUGGGAAUUUGGUUUUGUCUUAAGCCCUGCUAGAAGGCUGUCACUUGGCACGUAAGUCUCUCAAAACCUGGUACGAAGUGUUUGUCCACUACCACGUGAGGCUUCUUUUUUGAGUUACCUUCCUGUCUUUUAUUUUCCUGACUUUUAAAAACUUACAGAGAGUUUAUAAUGCAAUUUUAUUUUUCAAGACUACAGGAAUUUAUAAAAUGCCUUUACCACCGAUUGAAACACUUAGUACUUGUACUUAUAAUGCACUAUAUAUUUUAAUAAAUUUGCAUACAAAUAAAAUAUAUUCUUACAGUAGGAUUGGCUAACACCUUGAUUUCCUUACUGCACAGAA